Chelonoidis abingdonii (Abingdon island giant tortoise) is the source of this 1050-nucleotide messenger RNA. Its product is annotated as putative G-protein coupled receptor 33. Gene Ontology annotation, cellular component: plasma membrane. The record is from RefSeq and is a predicted model, not a curated record. Gene Ontology annotation, molecular function: complement receptor activity; G protein-coupled receptor activity. Gene Ontology annotation, biological process: inflammatory response; positive regulation of cytosolic calcium ion concentration; phospholipase C-activating G protein-coupled receptor signaling pathway. NCBI's taxonomy places the organism in Eukaryota, Metazoa, Chordata, Testudines, Testudinidae.
AUGGAACAAGAUAUGAUGACACUCCCAUCAACCACAGUGACAAAUUCCAGCAAGACCCCAGAGACCAUGAAGAUCCCUCACCUGGCCUCUGCUGUGUUGCUCUUCAUCACCUUCCUAGUGGGUGUGGUGGGGAACGGGAUGUACCUGUGGGUGCUGGGGCUGAAGAUGAGAAGGACGGUGACCACACUCUGGUUCCUCCACCUGGUUUCCUGCUACCUCCUCUUCACCCUGCUGAUCCCCUUCUUUGCCAUCUACAUCCUCCUGGAUUUCCAUUGGAUCUUUGGUAUGGCCACGUGCAAGCUUCUCAAUGCCUUUAUUUCCAUAGGCAUGUUCUCCUCUGUUUUCCUUCUCACCCUUAUCAGUCUGGACCGCUACAUCCUCACUCACCAUCCCAUUUGGUCCCGGAAUCACCGUACCGUGCCACAGGCUAGGAAGCUGGUUGUGGGUGUGUGGGUGGCUUCCUUAAGUCUCAGCACUCCCUACCUGGCUUUUCGGGAGACCCGGGUGGUGGAUGGGGACAGGAUUGCCUGCAUCAAUAAUUACAACAUCUCAGGAGACUGGAAUGGAGCCAAGACGCAGGACCUGAGCAGAAGGGUGCACCUGGCCAUCUUCGUGGUCCGGUUCCUGCUGGGUUUCCUGAUACCCUUCUGCAUCAUCAUGGGAUGCUAUGCCCGCGUGGGGCUGAAGAUGAAGGAGAAGAAGCUGGCAUGGGCUGGAAAGCCCUUCAAAGUCAUGGUGGCUGCAGUGAUUUCCUUCUUCCUGGGCUGGCUGCCCUACCACCUCUACCACAGCUUGAACUUCUACAAGAAGGAGAUGCCAGAGUCAGUGACGGGUGCCCUCUUGGUCAUUUACACCUUCACAUCCUGCUUCAAUGCCUCCUUCACCCCCAUUCUAUACCUCUUUGUAGGGGAGAAUUUCUGGCAGGUUUUCCGGACGUCUCUUCUCACUUUGGUCAAAAUGGCUUUUGUUGACGAUCUCAGCAGUGGUGCCCUUACUUCUAGUGGAAGACAUGGGUCAGAAGUCGAGAACACAAAACAGGAGAUGGUCUGA